This is a messenger RNA of Nicotiana tabacum (common tobacco), 2414 nucleotides long. RefSeq lists its product as uncharacterized. Gene Ontology annotation, molecular function: hydrolase activity, acting on carbon-nitrogen (but not peptide) bonds, in linear amides. Lineage: Eukaryota; Viridiplantae; Streptophyta; Magnoliopsida; Solanales; Solanaceae. The record is from RefSeq and is a predicted model, not a curated record.
CUCAAUUAUGUGUUACUACUUCCCCUUUAGAACUAGUACUAGUACUUACGUGAAAGGAAAAAGUUGAACACCAAGUUAAUAGUGAUAGUAAUAGAUAGAAGGAUUAUUAGGUGAUGAUAAGUGAUCAUCCUGCCCAUCACAAACAAGAAUGAGCAACAAAUUUGUUACCGAUGAAGCUUAGCCUAGGAUUCCAAGGCGUAGCAUCCAAACUAGGGAAUUUCCAUGAUGCGGUUUCUAUAUUUCACUUAAAUUUAAGAAUCAGACAUGAAGAAACAGGGGGACAGGGACUUUGCCUUUGCCAAAGGCAAAACCUAAGCAUCGAAUCCUCCCCUGUAAAGUAGGAAAACGCCCAAAAUACGAGUGUAAAUUGCUUUGACUACCGAGAUUUCCAACUGGAGCUAUCAAUAUCAACUGAGCAAUUCUUUGUGAGAGAGUUUUAAGUUUUUGCCUUAAAAAUUCUCUUGUUUGCUUUAUAAGUUCAAAAUCUAUUGAAGCUAGAAAGAGCUAUUUCAUGUUCUAAGUUCAUUGGGUUGGAUUAAACUAGUUGGUUUAGUAGGAAGAUAAAUCAUAUCUUUCAUCAUAAAAAAUAUAUCCUAAAUCUCUUGCCUCAGGAAAAAAUACUAAAUCAUCCUUUGGUCACGCUUCUUUAACGAUGAAUACAAUUGUGAAGUCUGUCCAAUAUCUUUAGUCAUUUUCAAGAGGGCAGACCCUGACCAUUACAGAGAUGUGACUCCCAUUUGUCAUCUAGAAACCUUAGUCGCAAUAGUCACUUGCUUCCCUGUGAGUGCCAUGUAAAGAAAGUAAACAUUCUCAAAAUUUCAUAAAACACUAAAGUCGCCAUGGCUCCUCCAACUCCAAGACUAGUAAUCCCCAUAGACCUAAAGAAGAAGCCAUGGGAACAAAAGCUACCUCUCCACAAUCGUUGGCACCCAGAGAUACCUCCUGUAACAAAGAUUAAAACCGGGGAGAUGUUCCGAAUUGAGAUGGUUGAUUGGACAGCAGGUGCUAUUCAAGAUAAUAACUCUGCAAUUGAUGUAAAAACCAUUGAUCUAUCCACUGUCCAUUAUCUUAGUGGACCAAUAAAAGUUGUAGACACGGAUGGAAAGCCAGCUGAACCAGGUGACCUUCUUGCUGUUGAAAUAUGCAACUUGGGGCCUCUCCCCGGAGAUGAAUGGGGUUUUACUGCCAUAUUCGACAGAGAUAACGGUGGAGGAUUUCUAACAGACCAUUUCCCUUGUGCAACUAAAGCCAUUUGGUAUUUCGAAGGGAUAUAUGCCUACUCACCUCAUAUUCCAGGUGUAAGAUUUCCUGGUUUAGUUCAUCCUGGAAUAAUUGGAACAGCGCCUUCAAAGGAACUACUCAAUAUCUGGAAUGAGAGAGAAAGGAAGCUUGAAGAAACCGGUCCCCAGUCUCUCAAAUUAUGUGAGGUCUUGCAUUUAAGACCAUUGGCUAACCUACCUUCGACAAAGGGGUGCAUUCUUGGCAAGAUUCAAGAUGGAACUCCUGAGUGGAAUAGGAUUGCCAAUGAGGCUGCAAGAACAAUACCUGGACGCGAAAAUGGAGGAAAUUGUGACAUCAAAAAUCUCAGCAGAGGUUCAAAAAUAUACCUUCCUGUAUUUGUAGAAGGAGCAAACCUCAGUACUGGUGAUAUGCAUUUUUCUCAAGGCGAUGGCGAAGUAGCAUUUUGUGGGGCAAUAGAGAUGAGUGGCUUCCUAGAGCUCAAGUGUGAAAUCAUAAGAAAUGGAAUGAAAGAAUAUCUUACUCCUAUGGGACCCACACCGCUACAUGUGAACCCAAUAUUUGAGAUAGGGCCUAUGGAACCAAGAUUCUCAGAGUGGUUGGUGUUUGAGGGCAUCAGCGUAGAUGAAAGUGGACAACAGCACUAUCUUGAUGCAAGUGUUGCUUACAAGCGUGCAGUACUAAAUGCAAUUGAUUACCUGUCAAAGUUUGGCUACACAAAAGAACAGGUGUAUCUUCUACUUUCGUGCUGUCCCUGUGAAGGAAGGAUUUCAGGAAUUGUUGAUGCCCCCAAUGCUGUUGCCACACUUGCCAUUCCAACUGCUAUAUUUGACCAGGAUAUUCGCCCAAAGGUCAACAAAGUGCCUCUUGGGCCAAGACUUGUGAGGAAUCCAGGAAUUCCACAAUGUACUUAUGAUGGAAGCCUGCCAAUCACCAAAAAUCCCUCGCUCCAUUAACUACAAGGGAGCAGCUGCAACAUAGAUGCUCUUUCUUGAGCAGGGGAUGUGCAUGUAAAUCUACUGCAGGAAGAUAUGACGAAGUUGAAGAAAGAAGCAAAACUGAGAUGAAUAAUGCCCUACUAGACCUUCUAAACAUGUAAAGAUGUAGACAUGUUCAUCUUAAAUGUAAUAGCACGCACAGUAUUAAGAAUGAGAUCAUAAGUAGUUUGUGGAUCA